Sapajus apella (tufted capuchin) is the source of this 2760-nucleotide messenger RNA. RefSeq names its product ERI1 exoribonuclease family member 3 (gene ERI3). The transcript has 7 exons. Lineage: Eukaryota; Metazoa; Chordata; Mammalia; Primates; Cebidae. Gene Ontology annotation, molecular function: nucleic acid binding; 3'-5'-RNA exonuclease activity. The record is from RefSeq and is a predicted model, not a curated record. Gene Ontology annotation, biological process: exonucleolytic trimming to generate mature 3'-end of 5.8S rRNA from tricistronic rRNA transcript (SSU-rRNA, 5.8S rRNA, LSU-rRNA). The coding region runs from base 1828 to 2310 and encodes 160 amino acids.
UGUAGAUAGAACAUUUCCCUUGACCCUCUCCUCAACACAUGCACACACACCAGGUUAGCAGUUUACCUGUGUAAAUCUGCAGGUGGUAAUAGUGACGGUGAAAGGAGUGACGAAGGAGCCUAAUCUGGCUAGCUUUCUGUUUGCCUGUCUUGCAAAUGGUCCAGCAACAGGUGUUUUCUUAAAAAAAAAAAAAAAAGCAUGAACUUGGAUUGAGGCUUGACUUCGAGGUCUUGCAAAAUAUAACUGCUCCUUGUUGACUUGGAAGAUGCUGGAUGUGGGGCUCUUCAAUGGGGGUUUGGAUUUUGUCUUUAGAGCUGGAUUUUGCAACGAAUAGUGCCCUUGAUUGCGUCUGCGAGAGGUCUCUGGCCACUUCAAUGGUAUUUACUCUUGUCAGACAUUUCAUCAGUCCAGCGGAGGGGCAGCAAAACAUGAAUCCUGUUGGCUAAAAGACUGUACACUAUUCAAACCAUAGUAGGUUGUGAGUGGCUAAAUGAGUUUUGAUUAUAGAGUUUCUUCGAGAAAUUGGCUUCAUCAAAUUCUGCUUUAUUCUGACUUUAUCAGAUACAGCAUGCCUUGUUUUAGUGGGUUCUUGCGUGGAGCUUAAGUUUAUUAUACCUGAAUCUCCUACCAUUUAAAAGCCAAUUUAUAAACAGGGACUUGGAGUGUGACUCCACUAAUGUGUGUCUGUGAUCCUGGUUAGAAACCCACUUGGCUGCCCUUCCUCAGGAGGUGGGGGUUGGGGGAAGGGAGCUGCCGGGAAGUGAUUGAUAAGGUUUCCUUUAUGGAUUCUGUGGUGCUUCACUGGAGCUCAGAGCACUUUGGCAACUUAAGCACUCCAAAUUAAAAGCUCAUUAACAAUUCCUGCCCAAAGAUCCUGCAAAUAAUCAGCUAGCUAGGUCAUAGAGUUUGGCUAAGAGCUCUUCUUCCAACUUGAAAUUUUCAAAUAAAAGUGCUUUUAUUCCCUUUCAUUUCGAAAGUGUUUUCUUUGUGUUGGGAUAAAUUGGUGAGUGGCCUUUUCCCAGGGGAUCUGAGUAGAAGAAAGGCUUAAAUGUGUGGAAUAGUAGACAGGAAUAUAUUGGUUCCAACCCCAGGUGUUUCUUUAUGGAAAAGAUAUUACUAACAGGGGCAUCUCUGCAACUUUUAGUCCUUUUGAGAAUAUGAAUUAGUUGAAAAGCAUGAUAGGUAUGUGUUGAUGUUUCACUUGGAAUUUAGUUACCUUGACUUACAGCUUGAGGCAGGCUUGGAAGUAUCCUGAAAGUGUUUCCUCAUCUAUGUGGCCAUUUGCAGUAUGGCUUGUGGAUUUGUGGCAACCAACUCCUCCCCUAAUCCUGGCCCAGCCUUAGUUCCUUAGUUCUGAAGACUGUCAGCUUUACCAGUGUCUUCCUCCUUGUCUAGACUAGGAUUCUGAAAUCACCCAAAGAGGCACCACUUGGUGACUAUCUUUCUCAGUCCAAGCUCAGAUAUGGUAAAUUUUAGUGUUUCUAGGAGGUGAACUUCCGUAGGAGGAAAAAUAUAUGACCAGAGAACAUGAAAAUCCUUAUAAAUGUAGCUCUAAUACCUUCUGAAAGCUCUGCGGGGUCACUGUCUUUCCACAUAGGUAGCUGUUAUCCCAAAGUUUGAGUUUAGAGUUUGAGGUGUAGUAUCCUUCAUGGGGAUCUGAUGCUUUGUAUUGAAAUAGACUUGUUGCAGAGAUGUGUAUUUAUCCACAGCAUUGGGGCUUUCCAGCUUUCACAGAGCCUUCAGCAUCCCCAGCUGCCGGUCUUGGGAUCUUCGAAGUAAGAAGAGGAAAUCAUUGAGUUCCCCAUCCUGAAGCUAAAUGGCCGGACCAUGGAGAUUGAGUCUACCUUUCACAUGUAUGUCCAGCCUGUAGUCCACCCACAGCUUACCCCCUUCUGUACAGAGCUCACCGGAAUUAUUCAAGCCAUGGUGGAUGGUCAGCCAAGCCUGCAGCAAGUGCUGGAGAGGGUCGAUGAGUGGAUGGCGAAGGAAGGCCUCUUAGAUCCAAACGUCAAGUCAAUUUUUGUCACCUGUGGAGACUGGGACUUAAAAGUCAUGCUCCCAGGCCAGUGCCAGUACCUGGGCUUACCAGUGGCGGAUUACUUCAAGCAGUGGAUUAAUCUGAAAAAGGCUUACAGCUUCGCCAUGGGCUGCUGGCCCAAGAAUGGACUUCUAGACAUGAACAAGGGCCUCAGCCUGCAACACAUAGGCCGGCCCCACAGCGGCAUUGACGACUGCAAGAACAUUGCCAACAUCAUGAAGACACUCGCCUACCGAGGCUUCAUCUUCAAGCAGACAUCGAAGCCGUUCUGAUCAGCCAAGGACAGGAUGGGGCAGGACAGGGUAGCUGUUUGGCCCAGCCCAGAAUCAUCCUCUCCCUCACCAGAGGGGAAGAGGGAGAGUGGCAUAGCUCUGCGUCCAGAGUGUCCCCCAGCUGCCCUUUGGGCUUGUGCCCUUGGCAAGGGCUUGGCCACUUGGCCCUUCUGGAGCAGACACUUUGUGACCCCCAUCCCCACCCCUCGAUCUCAGCCCAGUAUCAGCCCCUCCCAUUGUGGGCCUGGGCUAGGGGGACCCAGGCACUCACCGCCUCCUCCCUGGUACACAGGCUUCUGUGGGGCCACCAAGCCCCCCCUGUGCCCCCUCCCAUCCAUAGUGCAUGGUGUGUGGUGCCCCCAGGGCUCCAGGACAGAUCAGGCCCCACCUUGUGUCUACCCCCAUCCCCGCUGUGAACGUGCCACUGAAUAAAGUCGGGGAAACGAGGCA